Molecule: messenger RNA, 3158 nt
Organism: Ctenopharyngodon idella (grass carp)
Lineage: Eukaryota; Metazoa; Chordata; Actinopteri; Cypriniformes; Xenocyprididae
Exons: 10
Coding region: 58-2457 (799 amino acids)
Cellular component (GO): membrane
Source: RefSeq, a predicted model, not a curated record
GAGACAGGAAGUAACAUCUUCAAUUCAUAGGCACUUUGAAACAACGCAAGGACUGCAAUGCCAAGACCUUAUCUUCACAUUUUUAUAUUGGCCAGUGCUCUCACUUCUGCAGCUGGUGAAUAUAGUAUCAGGCUGGUGAAUGGUAAUAAUGACUGCUCUGGGAGAGUUGAGAUCCUUUAUAAUGGCCAGUGGGGAACAGUGUGUGAUGAUGACUGGGACAUAAAUGAUGCUGCUGUGGUGUGCAGACAGUUGGGAUGUGGAGGAGCUGUUAGUGCAACCUCCAGCGCCAGUUUUGGACAGGGAAGUGGUCAGAUCUGGUUGGAUGAUGUGGGAUGUUCAGGAAGUGAAUCAUCCCUCACACAGUGCUCACACAAUCCUAUUGGAACACAUAACUGUGAUCACAGUGAAGAUGCAGGUGUCGUCUGCUCACAGGACAAGCUACCAGACAUACGAUUGGUCAGUGGGUCUGAUUCAUGCUGUGGAAGAGUGGAGAUCCUUCAUAAUGGCCAGUGGGGAACCGUGUGUGAUGAUGACUGGGACAUGAAUGAUGCUGCUGUGGUGUGCAGACAGUUACAGUGUGGAUCAGCCAUCAGUGCACCUCAAAGUGCUGCCUUUGGUCAAGGCAGUGGAUCGAUCUGGCUGGAUGAUGUUGGAUGCUCGGGAGGUGAAGGAAAACUCACACAAUGUUCACACAGAGGACUAGGAAAACAUGACUGUAAUCAUGGUGAAGAUGCUGGUGUUGUUUGUUCAGCAGGUGACCUGCAGAAGCCCUCUCUUUCCCUGAUCUCCACACAUGCAGCUGUUUCUCCUGGAGAAAACAUUCAGUUCAGAUGCACAACACCUAAUCCAAGAUGCAAUGCUGAUGCUGAAUUCCACCUCUUCAUAAAUGGAUCAUCUAUAUUAUCCUCCCAGAAACAUGUAUCUAGUGUGACUUUCAACCUUGUUAAUGUAAGCGUUUCACAUCAGGGCAGCUACAGCUGUAAUUACUCCUACAAAAACAGCAUUAUAAAGUCACCUUGGAGUGACACUGUUAUCAUCACUGUGGUGCACUUGCAGCAGCCCAGCAUUCCCCGCAUUGCUCCUGAUGGACAGUUUGAUGUUGGGCCUCAGAGGCCAAUGAUCCCGUGGGGUCACAGUUUCACUAUCAUCUGUUCCACUGAAUCUCAGUAUCCUGGAGGCUCCUUCUACCUGUUUAGAGAAGCAAAUAUCACCAGGAAUCAGUCAGCUGUCGAUCUCUCUGCCUCCUUCUCCUUUCCUGAGGCAGAUUUUUCACAUGAGGGAAACUACAGCUGUGUUUAUGAAGUCAUUUUGUCCUCACGCACCUUCCGUUCAUCUGCCUCUGAACUGCUGGUCAUCACUAUCACAGUGCACUUGCAGCAGCCCAGCAUUCCCCGCAUUGCUCCUGAUGGACAGUUUGAUGUUGGGCCUCAGAGGCCAAUGAUCCCGUGGGGUCACAGUUUCACUAUCAUCUGUUCCACUGUAUCUCAGUAUCCUGGAGGCUCCUUCUACCUGUUUAGAGAAGCAAAUAUCACCAGGAAUCAGUCAGCUGUCGAUCUCUCUGCCUCCUUCUCCUUUCCUGAGGCAGAUUUUUCACAUGAGGGAAACUACAGCUGUGUUUAUGAAGUCAUUUUGUCCUCACGCUCCUUCCGUUCAUCUGCCUCUGAACUGCUGGUCAUCACUAUCACAGUGCAAUUGCAGCAGCCCAGCAUUCCCCGCAUUGCUCCUGAUGGACAGUUUGAUGUUGGGCCUCAGAGGCCAGUGAUCACCAGGGGUCACAGUUUCACUAUCAUCUGUUCCACUGUAUCUCAGUAUACUGGAGGCUCCUUCUAUCUGUUUAGAGAAGCAAAUAUCACCAAGAGUCAGUCAGCUGUCAAUCUCUCUGCCUCCUUCUCAUUUCCCGAGGCAGAUUAUUCACACGAGGGAAACUACAGCUGUGUUUAUGAAGUCAUUUUAUCCUCACGCACCUUCCGUUCAUCUGCCUCUGAACUGCUGGUCAUCACUAUCACAGCCUCCCUGCUUCCUGUCAUUGGUGCUGUGGUGUCAGCUGUGCUGCUCUUAUUGUCUGUCCUCAUAAUCAUCCUCCUGGUCAAGAGAAGACAAAAACAAAGAAAUGAGAAAACUCAAUUGAAGUGCUCUUUUAAAAAACGAGGUUCAGCUAAUACGUAUGCAGGUGGAUCACAAGAUAACAAAAAUGAAGAUGAUGAGGCUGAUUAUGAAAAUGUACAACUUGAUGAAAACAUGGAUCAUGAUGAUUCUGAACAGGACUAUAUUAAUAUAGACUCUGAUCAUUCUGAACCGGAUUAUAUCAAGGUGGACACGAAUGACUCUGAAGAGGACUAUGUCAAUGUGGACACGGAUGACUCUGAAGAGGACUAUGUCAAUGUGAAUGUUACAGAGAAUAAAAGUGUGGUGGACAAAUCUGAUGAUAACAUUUAUGAAAGCUGUUGUGAUGAUUAGUGAGUGAACCCAAAAUACUAUAAUUAAUGAGGCUCCAAACUGAUGGUUUUAAUGAAAAAAGACCUUUAGAGUGUGAUGAACAGAGAGACAACAGAUGACUACAAUCUUGCAAAGCUUUUGUGCUAAAUAUGAGUGAUGAUAAUACAGUGCAUUCAUUCUUCAGUGCAUCACAGACUGCUGCACAUGUUCCAACUGAUAUAUUUUGUUUAAUGUAUCCAGCGAUGCAAGUGAUAUCCCAGGGAUAUAAGACUGUCUCUUGAUCACAUCUAGUAACAGGUGAAAGAGAGCUUAACAGAACAUAUUUUUUGUUCUGUUUUUCUCACUGUAUUUUUUAUUAAUAAGGAUUGUUUUUAAAUAAAAAAAUAUUAGCAAAAAUUCUUUUACACUUCUUAUUUUGUAAAAUAAGAAGAUAUAAGGAGAUACAGUAUUUUGGGUAUAGACAAACAAUUUAAUGGCAUAUAUGAGUCAAACAUUGGAAAAUGACGGAGUGCUGUUUAAUACUAUAAGUAGUAGGAAUAUUAAGUGCUCUUUGAGUCUUUUUCAACCUGUGCUCAAAACCCCCUAGUGGGUCAUAGAGGUACUGCAGGGGAACUGUAAAAAUGAUUUAAAAUGUUUUGUCCAGGCUAAAAGUUUAAUGUUGAAAUAUAAAGAUUAUAAUAUACUGCUAAAGAAAGUGAAUAAAACUGCUUUAAAAAAAAAAA